Messenger RNA from Monoraphidium neglectum, 960 nucleotides. Its product is annotated as putative Protein KTI12 like protein. The coding region runs from base 1 to 960 and encodes 319 amino acids. NCBI's taxonomy places the organism in Eukaryota, Viridiplantae, Chlorophyta, Chlorophyceae, Sphaeropleales, Selenastraceae. The record is from RefSeq and is a predicted model, not a curated record. The transcript has 7 exons.
AUGCCGCUAGUGGUGCUGGCUGGCCAGCCUGCCAGUGGCAAGAGCACGGCUGCGGCGCAGCUUCGUGCCCUGCUGGAGCUGCACGGCCCCGUGGAGGUGCUGGACGAGCCCUCGCUGCAUCUGGAGCGGAACGCCGCGUACUCAUGCAGCGCUCAUGAGAAGAUGGCGCGGGCCACCCUCAAGUCUGCUGUGGAGCGUGUCCUCACCAAGCGCUCCCUGGUGAUCCUGGACUCGCUCAACAACAUUAAGGGUUACCGCUACGAGGUGUGGUGCAUUGCCAGGACACUGGGCACCCGCUACUGCGUGGUGAGGCGGUCCAUGGCGUGCCAGCGGGGCACCACGCCCGCGCACAACGGUUCUGCAGGCCCCCUGACAGCACACAAUGCCGGGGCCGAGGAGUCCAGCGGGGACCUUGCUGACACGGUCUUUCAUGCGGCGGCAAUACGAUACAGAUUUGAUGACCUGGCCCGACGCUUUGAGAUGCCAGACUCGCGCAACAGAUGGGACGCGCCGCUGUUCACGCUGCGGCCGGCAGGAGACCACGCAGAGUGUGCUGAAGUCCUCGACUUGGUGGCAGCAACUGUGACAGGGGCGGCUGAGGCGCCGGGCAACGCAGCGGGUGCUGCUGCGGCAACAGGGCAGUUGCUGCAGCCCACGAUUGCAACCACCAACCCGGGGCUGCUGGGCACCAAUGUCCUGCACGAGAUCGAUAGCGCAGCUCAGACUGUCGUUACCGCCAUCAGCAAUGCGCAGACACAGGCGGGAGGCGGCCCCGCCGGGUUGCUGGAUAUUGGCGGCGGCGCAGGAAAGCUGCAGCUGACCCGCCUUGUGCCACUUGCAGAGCUGCGGCGCCACAAGCGCGCGUUCCUCAAGCUGGCCACCAAGAUCACCUUCAGCCGCAUCGCAGAUGCCACAACAGCACAGCGGAUGUUUGUUGACUACCUACGGCAGCAGCUCUGA